AUGACCCUUAAAUUGCUCCUGUUUCUCGUCACCCUCGCCUCUCUCAUCUCCGCCCAAGACAACCAAAAACGCAGCUGGCUCGUCCUUGAGACAGACAACAUCCAGACCGCCAGCCAGAGCGAUGGCCUUCCAAGCAACAAUUCUAUCGGAUACACCCCUUCUGCUAUUGACCCCGCAAACUUCAUAAACCACUGCACCCAGAGAACCCUCACGAACGGCAAAUCCUUCAAAGGCGGCUCCUGCAAUGGAAUUGUAAUGGGCGACAUCCCCGCCGAAACAAACAUGAUCUCAACCAUAAUCACCUACCCAUUCCAGAACCAACUCUUCACGGUCAAUACCCCAUUCUUCGUGAGACUCCGGACUGCAAAUCUCGCUGCCGGCUCCGUGACGAAUCCCAAUUCUACACUCUAUGCGGCACCGCAGGCAAUUCAUGACGGCAAAGUCAUCGGCCACGUCCAUGUUACUAUACAACAGCUGUUCGGGUUUACCGAGGGUAUGGUUGAAGGACAGGAAGCCCACAUAGCGCCUCCUGAUCCCACCAGGGUUGCCUUCUUCAAGACUAUCUUUGGGAAAGGAGGUGGGGAAGGUGGCUUCUCGGUUCAGGUCAGAGGAGGCCUGCCGGUUGGCUACUAUCGAGUCUGUACAAUGGUUGCGGCGAGUAAUCAUCAGCCUGUUAUCAUGCCGGUCGUUCUCAGGGGUGCUCAGGACGAUUGCCAGAGAUUCCGCGUCGGAUACUAA
Messenger RNA from Aspergillus calidoustus, 738 nucleotides. The record is from the annotation of a GenBank genome assembly. NCBI's taxonomy places the organism in Eukaryota, Fungi, Ascomycota, Eurotiomycetes, Eurotiales, Aspergillaceae.